AAAUGACAAGCCAAACAGACACUGUCAACGCCACAAAUACAGACCCCAACGCAGUUACUGUAGAUACCAACGAACUAUGUACAGAGACAGAGAGUGAGCCUCAAAUCAAGAGACAAAGAGUGGAUGACGAUACGGUAGUACUAGCAGAACGCUCGUCUAUAACUACCGAAAGCAUUGAUACGGGCGACACACCUAUGCAAUCAGCAGUCGCAGAGACAUUGACUCAACCGAGAGAGCCGGUAAUAGACUCACGGCCAGAACAGACAGGCACGCCAGUAGAUCACGGAGACAUCACCAGCCAACACAACUCAUCACACACACACACAGGCCAAGGAGACGACGGGAUAGACUCUCACGCUAUACACCCUACGUACGACAAUACGACUUCCCCAGCAACAACGAGCGCACAGGAGAGUGGCUUUCCAACUUCUAUAGCACAAGAACAUGUAGUAGAUCAGGAUGAAUACGUAUCCACCCACGAGGCUCCGCAUACGCACAGCAUUAUUAGGACAAUGUCACACUCCUCGUACACGGCACCGUCGGAUCACACGGAUGCCAUUGACAGCUCUGUCACUAUCGCGGAUGCCGUUGACAGUUCGGUGACUACGAGCCCUUCAAUUCAUCCGCGCAAAGAACGCACAAACGGACGUAAUGAGUUGGUUGGCUCGCAUAAAGAUGAACGUAGCCACAUACAUCACACAGAAAGGGAUGAGGCAGACUCAGAUGUGCACGACGUUACCAUGGCAGCUACCGAGACAGCAGCGUCAGGGGGAAAUCAUCAGGCCACGGGUACGCUGAGCACACACGAUAACACGGCAAACAUCGACUUGAAUGCUAGCGAUGAGGACGAGGUGCAGGUGGUGUUUCCAUGUGCGUUCGACGGAUGCAGGAGAGUGUUUGAUCGCGUUGAGGAUUGGCGUUCACACUCAGGUACGCACAUGAGUGGGAAGGCCUUCCCCUGCAGGUGGGUGGGGUGUGGCGAGGGAUUCAGUGAUGCCGAGGCGCUUGCCAAUCACAUGUUCCAGCACACAGCACUGCGGUGUCCACGAAAGGGCUGUGAGAAGAUGUACGCAUCAAUACACAAACUCAGUGCACACGUCAAGCUGCGCCACAAGAGUAAGAGGAAAAGGCGCUGA
Molecule: messenger RNA, 1136 nt
Organism: Sphaeroforma arctica JP610
Lineage: Eukaryota; Ichthyosporea; Ichthyophonida
Exons: 1
Source: RefSeq, a predicted model, not a curated record